GAGCAGACGCCAGCAGCCACACAAACACGUUCCCCUCUCAGUUACAUGCACAGUCACACACAUACCGCGCCGCCGCCGCUGCUGCCACCACCACUACUCACACACACACAGUCACAGACACAGUGACGGCUGCCAGGCUCAGUGGGAAGCAAACCAUCAGGGAAAGAGCCUGAGAAGAAAGAGAGGGAUCGCCGUGGGGAAGAGAAGAAGAGAGAAAAGAGUUGGAGGGGCACCUUGUGGAUCAGAAGGGAUUUUCCGUGUUUUUUUUUGUGAGAGAGUACGUCUGGAUAAGGCUAUCUGCCUUUUACCAAGGCUUUUUCCUCUUUGCUCAUCCUCCGUGCAAGACUCCAGCGAUAUCUACCUAUCUAUCCCUGGAGCUUAACAAAAGAGGGAGGGAGUGAGGGGGAAAAAACAGUCACAGCUUCAGCUCCAGACCAUCCACUCUCCUCCUCUACUCCUCUUCCUCCUCCUUCUGUUUUCUCUCCGGUUCCACAUCCAUGUGUGAGUUCAUCGCUGAUUCCAGUGUCUUUUGAGGAUAGAGCAAGAAGGACGCCGUGUGUUCUUCAGGAUACAGCUGGGCUCCCCUUGGGAUCAGGCUCUUCGUCAGAUUUAAGAGAGGGAAAGAAACAAGGGGGACUGGAUAAAAACGGAUAAAAGAGACAAAACAAGAGAUUGAGAGAGAGACAUUGGAAGACAAAUUGAGGGGCAUGUUCAGGGCACCAGCGAAGAGGAGUGAGUCUAAUUUCUAGUCCACAUAGUGUCAAGAACCGGCAAGCAGAAGCAUUCAUUCCACAUCCUUCUCUUCCCUCUCCUUUUACUCCCUUUUAGUCCUGCGCUUCAGUUUUUCUUUAUUGUUCCCUCUUUUGCUACUGUCUUUCUGAAUUUUGGCUCUCCUUACCCCACACAUCCGUCUCCUCAACCUCUUUCUUCUGCUACCCUGGCUCCACGAUUUAGAAACCCUCAAAUCGACAGUUCCUUGCAAGCUCCAGUCAAGCUGAAAUCCCAUGCACAGUGUGUCCUCCUGUCCACCUCGUACAUCUAACACCUUAAUAGCAAGAGAAGAGCGCUCUCUCUGCAUCCACUCUUGGAAACAGCCCUCCUGAAGGAUCCAGGCCAGUGGUUGGAAGUGAUUGUACCCCACCUGUGAGCUUCUAUCUCCAGCCUCCAGGACCUUCAGUUGGAUUCUAGCUACAUGGGAAAACGUUUGGAGCAGCAGCCAAUGUACCCCCACUACACCUACUACUACCCCCACUAUCUCCAGACAAAGCAGUCCUAUGCUCCUCCUCCUCCUCAGCCCAUGGCUCCACCAAGUCCAGGCACAACAGGAGGAGGGGGUGGAGGUCAUGGAGGUGGACUGGUGGAGCAACUUAGUAAGACCAACUUGUACAUCAGAGGGCUGCCACCUGCCACCACAGACCAGGACCUCAUCAAACUCUGUCAGCCAUACGGGAAGAUUGUGUCAACAAAGGCCAUCUUGGACAAAAACACUAAUCAGUGCAAAGGCUAUGGCUUUGUGGACUUUGACAGCCCUGCGGCAGCCCAGAAGGCUGUGGCCUCGCUCAAAGCCAGUGGAGUCCAGGCACAGAUGGCGAAGCAACAGGAGCAGGACCCCACAAACCUCUACAUUUCCAACCUGCCGGUGUCAAUGGAUGAGCAGGAGCUGGAAAACAUGCUGAAGCCCUUUGGUCAUGUUAUUUCCACGCGGAUACUGAGAGAUGCCAACGGUUUGAGCAGAGGAGUCGGCUUUGCUAGGAUGGAGUCGACGGAGAAGUGCGAUGUGGUGAUUCAGAAUUUCAACGGCAAAUUUCUGAAAACCCCUCCAGGCAUGACAGCUCCUGCAGAGCCCCUGUUGUGCAAGUUUGCUGAUGGAGGCCAGAAGAAGAGGCAGAGCCAGGUUAAAUAUCCCCAGAAUGGACGACCGUGGACAAGAGAAGGAGAGAGUGGCAUGGCAUUAACAUAUGACCCCACAACAAUGCAGAAUGGAUUCUACUCUUCACCCUAUAGCCUUUCCACCAAUCGGAUGAUUGCACAGACAUCAAUCACACCCUUCAUUGCUGCCUCUCCUGUCUCCACAUAUCAGGUCCAGAGUACAUCAUGGAUGCCACAUCAACAGUAUGUUAUGCAACCUACAGGUGCUGUGAUCACCCCAGCAACGGCCAUAGAGCCCAGCUUGUCUCUUCACCCAUCCAGUGUCAUGGCUCCUCUCACCCAGCAGAUGAACCAUCUCUCUCUGGGCCCCACAGGCACCUACAUCUCUGCUGCAGCGGCUGCUCCUAUGCAAGGAACCUACAUUCCCCAGUACACUGCAGUGCCUGCCUCUGCUAUUACAGUGGAUGGUGUGGUGACAGACCCAUCUCCACAGACAACUGCCCCCUCCUCACAGGAUGCCAGCGGGCAGCAGCCUUUAUCAGUGGAGAAUUCAGCAGACCAUGCCACAGCCUACUCCUACCAGCAGACAAAGUAGCUGGUGGGAGUCAUUGUUGCAUUGCCUUUAGAAGGACUGCACGAAGGAGCCGGAGACAGACAGAGAAUCAUAACAAGACAGAGGACAAAAACACAGCAGUGAGGUGGACAUGACAGACAGGAAAAUGCUUCCACUGUGCACAGGAACCAAAUAAAUGAAGAAAAAAAAUAUGCUAUAUUUUAUAGCUGUUUGAACCAAGGCAAAGACAGCUAUAAAAAAAAAACAAAUAACAAAGAAUGUUUGUUGAACUACAAGGCAAUGGAAUCAAUCACAGUCCAAGACUGAUUUGGUCAUUUUUCACCUUGAGACUGGACUUUCCCCUCUGGAGGGGUAAAAAAAAAAAGAAAACUAUAUAAAAGACUGAAAUCAAAACUCAACCAACUGUAAAGAAAAAAAAAGAAAACAUUUGAAUGUGCAGGUAGAAUUUUUGACAUUUUUAUCAAAAAAUAAAGGAAGCAAUGUCUAGGAGAAAACAGACUGUCUUCCUCUGAUAUGAAGCUCUGUUUUUCUUUUUCUUUUAUUAUUUGAGUAGUUUUUUAGAAAAUCAAUGUUUUCUUAAAUUCUUAUUGCCUUAAUUUUCUCAGACUUUUUGGGGGAAAAAAGACUCCAUAGUGUCAAAUUCUUUUUAAAAAUGAUUGAAAGUGUGUUAUGGGAGUCUCAGAGAGGAAAUCUACAAAGCUUAUCUGUACAGGUUUUUAAAAAAAAGAAAAGAUAUUACAAUAGUUUGAAGAUGACAAAUGGUGAAGUGCAAAAAAAGUCGAUGGAUUAGAUGGACAAAAAAAUGUUGCUUGGCUUGUUAAAAGAGUUGAUCCGCGGCUUCCUGGGCAAUGUGGUUUGGUGUAACGGUGGGAUCAAAUCUCAGUUUCUCCGCCACAUUGUCUCAUUUUCAGGUUUUGUUGUUAUUUUCAUUGCAGUCCAAAUGUUCUUGUUUGUGCGCUUUGUUUGUCUCACAACAUAAAGAAAUGAAAAACUUCAUCAACAACCAAAUUGAAGAAGAAAAAAAUUAGGGUUUAUAAAUGUGUGAUGAGCAAUAGUUUGAAAAAAGCUGUCGACAGUUUCUUGAGUCUUUCUUAACGGUUGAACAAACGCUGCCGAUGGCAUAUUUUAUACCAAAGACGAAGAAAUUAUGUAGAGAAGAGAUCUUCCUUGUUGUUUGUUCAACUCUUUCACCUUUUAAAAGUGAAACGCAUUCUUGCUUAUCAUGGUUUUAGUGGAUGAGAGUCCCCAACGUGUGAGAUUAAAAUAAAAUAUGCAGUAGGUCUUUAACUCGAUUGCCUCAACGAGAAGAGCAGCUUACUUUGCCGCGAUGUUGAGUUCAGUGAUAAUUAGAGAGAAGCAUCCUUCUCAACAGAGCAGGUGGCUUAUAAUAAGAUGGCUGAGAUGCUAAAAUUAAAUCCUUGUUUGCCAAAACACUACAGAUUUCAUUAACGCAAUUUGGAAUGCAAACUCUAAUUUGCACAGAUAACUUGGUUUGUUUAAAAUGUGGCACUGUGGAGCAGUUAUAGGCCGCCAGCAUCUUACCUCCAGAAGACAGUGACCAAAAGUAAAACUGAAUCUCUUAAUGCUAUCUGCUUCCUCCAGAGAACAGAAAACAAACAUUUCUUAUUAUUUCACUGAAUGAGAAGUUAUACAUUUUUAUUUAUUACGUUUUUGGUUUUUUAAUCUGGUUUCUGAUAUCAAAUGAUCAUUGAAAGAUUUAUCUAAAGGGAUAUGUUGCAGUCAUAUGUACAUGUGGGAAUAAGAUUUUAAUAUAUUGAUAAAAUAUGAUAUACAUAUAUAUCUACGUUAGUUAGAUUUCAGUUACUAACUGAAGUCGUGAUGCAUUUUCAGGCAAGACAGGUAUGGUUUUUAAGAAAAAAAAAGUCUAUUACUUUUAGGAAUAUUACAAUAAAAUAAAAUUUUAUGGGAGAUUAUACAUUUUAAAACAUUCUUUAAGAAGGGCAUUAACUUGGAUUAGUUGUAUGAUGCAAAACAUUUGAGUACAUUUUUUUAUAGCUGCAUACAUGCAGAAAUAAUUUACUUAAACUCUCAAAGGAGAGCAAUUAUUUUAGCGCUAACCUUUAUUUCUUAAUUAUAAUUCAUCUGCAAACUGAGAUUACUCUCAUCACUGUCUUCUGCAGUUGAGAUACUGAAUACACAUACGUGCCAUUCACAACCCACUUUAAACAAACAGAACUUGUUCUGUAAAACAAAACAAAAAAUGUUUUGUCUGUCUUGCCAAACACAUGUAAUUUGUAAACACCAAUGACCUCUGUCAGACAAAAGGGCACUUCUGCAGAACAAAACAAUUUCAGCUUAUGAACACUCUUCUACAAGGGCAAUAUUUUUUGUGCAACCUUUAUUUUUAUUUUUUAUUUUUACUGUCUUUUGACAAUUACUUAUAUUUGAGCUGCUAAACACUUUUCAGUAUUGGGGGAAAGAGGGUGUCCUGUGUUGUGUAUGUGUGUGGGGGAAAAAUGCACCAUUGAAAUACAGCAACUGAUUAUUUUAAGGCAGAAUGAAGACUGAAGAAGAAGAAAAAUGAACAAAACAUUUGUUCUGAGUACGAGUGCAUCAGAUGAGUGGACAGAAAGCAGGAAAAGAAGUGUACAUGUUGUGGUUCACACUGGUUCUGAGUCCACAUCCAUGUAGACCGACAUCACUCUGGAUGGAGGUUAAAAGACAAAAUGGAUGGAGAAAAAGGUGAUUUCUUUUUUUUUUAUUUUUUUUUUUUACCAAAACUAAGCAGAUACAAACUUCUCAUGGAAAAUAAAGUAUCAGAAGCUAAAGAGGAGGCCGAGGAAACAAAGGUAAUAUUUAUGAGGUGUUUCUUUUUUGUACAGGCGUGUAAAAGAAGAUGCAAAACUUUGAGGAUGCUAUUUUUUUAUUUGCUUGAUCACAUGCCUCCCAUGUCUUUCAAAGUUGUGAUUUUGAGUGUCUGUAGAACCAGUGGGUGUUGCUGUAGUUUCACACGUGUGUUUUUUGUUUGUUUUUGUUUUCUUUUUUGACAAAACUUUCAAUAAAUCUUUUUUUUUUUAUAUAAAAACAGCCAGUGCCCACAUUUCUUAAUGGCUUGUGCAGCAUAUUACCACUAGGGCGCAACAUUGUUUUCUGCAUGUGGAUAAAAGGCAGGUUUAUAGCAUGUGCACGCGUACUGCUUCAAGCAGUCGAAAAUUUAAUACUUCCAGACUUAUUUGAACAAGAGAUUGAGGAGUUUUAACGCUUGGAAGAGUUAAAGAUGAUCAAUCUCUUGCUGAAUAACUUGAAACUAACUAAUACCAAUUCUGAAAAGGACCAAAUAGACUCGUACAGUGUUGCUUCAACUCCGACAAAUUUGUUAUGUGCUCAAAUUAAAACCAUGCAGCUGUUUAUUAUGUCCUGUUUUUAUAGGAAUCAUCCUAUUUUCGGUAAUUUCAGUGUUUUCAAGAUUAUUGGUCAUUAGUAUAGCAAAAAUAUUUUGUGUAUUGGUGGGCUGCCUCUGCUUUUUUCUGGGGCAAUUUUUUUUUUUUUUUUUUUACAAUUUAUUGUAAAUAAAUAAAUUGAUUUACAAUUUACAAUAAACCAAAAGGUUUGUUGUAAGGUUGCAUAAAUGCUGUAGUUUGGCAGUGCUACUUUCUGUGAAGUGAUUAAAAGUAAAUAGAGUAUAUAUCUGUGACUGCAGGUAAUGUGAAAUAAGGCAACAACUUCUGCAUAAUCUUAUGGUAUGGGUGAAUAAUUUUGAAGGUUGUGAAAUAACCAGACAAAAUGCAGUCAAAGAACAUGUUUAGUAUACAGUUAGUUAUCAAAGCAUUAAAACAGAAGGGAAAGUACAAUAAAAUGAAAAACAUGCAUCAGUUUUUCAACUACAGUCAAAAUUGUCCUAAAAUAUUAUCCAGUAGAGUGUGCUGUAUUCAACCAAACUUCACUGUAACUGCAAUUGCAUUCACAAAAAAAUCCCAUGAUUUACUGUUUCAAAUAAAUGUUCAAAAAUUUAUUUCUCAUUUAAUAAAACAUAUGCAUAUAGCUGAAAACAUUGACAUCUGAACACAUGUAACUGAAAAUUAACACUUUCUAUGUUCCCUUACAGUGAGAUAAAGUUAUUGGAAAAACAAUACAAAAUUGGAAUAAAUUGGUUAGUUUCCUGAAAUUUGCCUCUUAUAUAUAAAAAACCAAUAGGAAAAAAAAAACAAAUAAGCGGGGCAUUUUACAUGAAUUUAUUGUUCCUGUUUCUACUUUUAGAGUUAUAAAUGUCCAGUUCAAACUAUAACUCUGGAAUGAAAAGUGAAACACCCUCAAGAACAGACAUUAAGAACUACUGUUAUUUUUAAUCAGGUAUAUUGCGUAACCAUUACUUGAAUAAAUUUGGAAUAUAAUACAUGACAACAUUUAAGUGUUUUUCAGGAAUAUAAUGGAUGAAAGUUGACUUUUGUGUUACAAUUGAUUAUUUAUUACAAUAAGCAUUAAAGAUGUGUCAUUAUCAAGCCAGGUAGGAGCACUGCUGUUCCCUGAUAGUGCAGCUCAGAGGCACCUCACCCCUUCAUCCGUUUUUUCUUCAUUUUUAUUCAAAUAAAAAAGGAUGGACUGUUUAUGUCUGCUUACUUAGAUGUGUGAUGAAUCUCUGACCUAAAUCUAGAACUGAUGAGGUAAUGCACGAUGAGGUGCAUUACCUCAUCGUGAGGAAAGGUGACAAAUAUUGAUUGGUUUCCUUGAUGUUCCCAUCAGUACAACAUUUUGGAUAUUUCCAACAACAACAA
Messenger RNA from Xiphophorus couchianus (Monterrey platyfish), 7176 nucleotides. RefSeq names its product RNA-binding motif, single-stranded-interacting protein 3. Gene Ontology annotation, molecular function: RNA binding. NCBI's taxonomy places the organism in Eukaryota, Metazoa, Chordata, Actinopteri, Cyprinodontiformes, Poeciliidae. Gene Ontology annotation, cellular component: ribonucleoprotein complex. The transcript has 14 exons. The coding region runs from base 1193 to 2464 and encodes 423 amino acids. The record is from RefSeq and is a predicted model, not a curated record.